AUAUCAAUAUAGUGUCUCAGCCUAAACACAGAAAUGCGCAGAAGCGCUCAGCAGGUGCGAAGACUGUAAACAAUACUCCUCCCAAAAAGACACGACCUGACGCUGCGGGAACCAACCAAUCGCUGCAGAGAACUUUGGUGACGCUCAGUACUGUCAGUACAGAGGUUCCGAAUAGAGUGACAGCGAAGCCGGCGACUACCAAGUCAGCAGCAUCAACAGCAACCAGCAAGACCGUCCCAGCGGGGGCCAAAGCUCCAGUCGUAGCGACAAGCUGGCCAGAUGUGCUCAUCUGUGGAGUGUGCAAGCUUCAGUUCACCAACCUACACAGCCUGGCUCAGCAUAAGAAAAUACCCUGUCAGCUGCGUGUCAGCACACAAGCUAAACAGGAUCCUGCCACAGACUCUGGAGAUGCUGACGAACCUCUGAUCCUGAUUUGUGCUGUCUGUGAGACAGAGUUCACUUCUGCUUGGGCUCUCUGUGUCCACUGUACCGAGGAGCACAAUUUGAGCAUUUACAAGACAGAGACAGCUGAAAAUGUUGAUGGUCAAUAG
This is a messenger RNA of Candidula unifasciata, 551 nucleotides long. The record is from the annotation of a GenBank genome assembly. Lineage: Eukaryota; Metazoa; Mollusca; Gastropoda; Stylommatophora; Geomitridae.